Molecule: messenger RNA, 882 nt
Organism: Plasmodium inui San Antonio 1
Lineage: Eukaryota; Apicomplexa; Aconoidasida; Haemosporida; Plasmodiidae
Exons: 1
Coding region: 1-882 (293 amino acids)
Source: RefSeq, a predicted model, not a curated record
AUGAAGACAUGGUCUUCCACGAUGUACCAUAAUCCUGCUCAUAAUUUGUCCAUGGAGGCAUCACGCCAUGAACAUAUAACCACCACCAAUAACACUACUGACAUUGUGCGCCCCAGGAAUACUAGGCUAUUAUUGACACAUGUUCAGAAACACUUGAAAUUAGUAUAUGUUUCAGGAUCUUCUCUCGGAAGGGAUUAUACAUAUUUCCUGAAAAAUAAAGACAAUAUUCACAAAUCCUGUAAAGAGUCUUUGUUAGACGAUUUUCAGAAACAAAGUCUCACACGUACUUGGGGUAUUUUAGAUAGGCGCAGGCCGGCGCACACUAUACAGCAACUGACAGAUAAUGAAGCAAUAAUGUGUGAAAGGUCCAAAGGAGGAUUAUCAUGGGAUGCAAAGCCCCGUAAUUCUCUUGUACACGACAUACGAAACAUACAAAUCGUUAUGAUUACACAUAAUAUGGAAAUUCUACAACGGAUUCUUCAAAAGAUUAGAUACAUACAAGAGAGGGUUCUAACUACCCGAAUCAGCAUUAUCAUAGAAUAUCAUAGGGAAUUAAGUGUGGCUCUCCAAGAGACUUUAUCAAUGAGAAAUAGAACAUUCCCCACCGAAGUAAAACGUCAAGGAAAAUAUCUCCUAAACCUCAAAGGGGAAAUGCGGAAAAUCCAUACGGUACUUCAAGAAUUGAAAGGACCAAUCUUAGUAAGUAUCGCAAUACUCAAGAUCCGGGAUCAUCAACAAGCAUUCGGAAAAAUCCGUACUAUAAUCCUCAGGCAGUACCGCGCAGUCAUCAAUUCAGUGUGCGAUCCAAUACGUAAGAUCAAGGCGGCAGAAAUAAUACAUACAUGUCGAAGAAUUCUACAUCGUCCUGCAUCGUCCUUAUAA